Molecule: messenger RNA, 3737 nt
Organism: Zea mays
Lineage: Eukaryota; Viridiplantae; Streptophyta; Magnoliopsida; Poales; Poaceae
Product: Pentatricopeptide repeat-containing protein
Exons: 2
Coding region: 1186-2574 (462 amino acids)
Molecular function (GO): protein binding
Source: RefSeq, a predicted model, not a curated record
GCGACGUUCUGGAAGAUCCUCUUGGCCGCAACCUUGGCCUCGUACUCGCUGUGUAUCUCUGUCGCCAGCUCGUCCUCGCCCGUUGCAUGCUUGAGCUGCUCGUCCAUGGUUGUCAGCGCCUCGUACCGGACGAUCUUCAUCAGCCUCUUCAUGCUCCACGCGGAGAUGUUCUUCUGGCUGAGCUUGUGAAGCUGGUCAAUCGAGAUGCCGUCAUCCAAAUGGCGCUCGGUUUUCUGCCUAUGCAGCUGCUUGCUGGCUGCUGCUGCUCCUCCUCCUCCUCGCUUGGACGCGACCGUCGUGAGGCGCCCACUCUUGGGCAGUGGCCGGGACUUGCCCGGCAUCGCUGUCGCUUCGAGCUCCGUGGGGAUGGAUGCUCCCGCGCUCUGGAGCCUCUGCACCUCAGCCAUCAUCCGACUCUCCUCCACUAGCGGUCUUGUUCAACGUGGUCUCCCUCGCCGACUGGGACGACGACGGCUCGUCGUCAGGCGGCGGCGCCCCCUCCGUCGAGGCGGGAAUCAAGAACCGUCUGCUGGAAGGCAACGCCGCCAGCGACAGCGACGACGAGAACCCCGACGCCGCCGCCGUCAACUCUGACGACUCCGAUGCCGAGCCGCCGCGGAUUGCGUACCUCCUAGAGGGCACAAAGGGGGACGGCCUGCGGAUGCGGCGGACUCUGCAGGCCUUCAUUCGAGUGCUCUAAUUGACAGGCGGCGCCCUUCAAUCGGGGGCUCUUGGUCGGAGGUAGCGGCGCCCGGCUUCCGCGCGAAGGAUAACGCGACGACGAUGGAGAACUCACGGCGACGGUGCUGGCGGACGGAAGCCGGUGUCAACGACAUUAAUACUGGUCUGAACCUAUUAACGAAGUCUUCAUAUCGGCUUUGCUCUGCAUUUUCAUAACAGCGAAACUCCAUUUCAUCGAAGCCACCCCCGUCGUGUUUCAUAAUAGCAAAUUUCUCAUCUCUCUCUCGCGCGCCCUGCGCAUUCCUCUUAGUGGCGGCAGCGCCACCGAGUCACCUUGCCGCCCCAGCGUGCAGCUGGGGUGUCUGUCCACGACAAGGCGUCUGCCUUGCUCGUAGCGAACCAGCAAACAGCGAGGGGCCUGUAUGGGAGUCGCGGUAGCAAGCGGAGCGCAGCCGAGCCCCGAACAGAGUCUCGCGGAAGCGAGGAAAAGGAGGGAGGGGAACCAUGGUCCGGUCCCGGGGGCAUCUGGCCCUGUCUACGCGGCUGAUGAACGUAGGCCUCGCUUCGCUCUGCCGGGGUGGCUGGCUCGACCGUGCGGAGUCCGUCCUCGUCGACGCCAUCCGCCUCGGCCUGCCCCCGGAUGUCGUCACCUACAACACCCUCCUCGCCGCGUACUGCCGGGUCGACGGACUCGACGCGGGGCUAGCCGUCGUGCACCGGAUGCGGGAGGCCGGGGUGAGACCCGACGCCGUCACCUACAACUCCCUCAUCACGGGCGCCGAUCGCAGCGGACUCACGGUCCGCGCCCUUGACCUGUUCGACGAAAUGCUGAGGUCAGGGGUCGCCCCCGAUUCGUGGAGCUACAACGCCCUCAUGCACUGCCUAUUCAGGUCCGGCCACCCGGAGCAUGCCUACCGUGUGUUUGCUGAUAUGGCUGACAGGGGCGUGGCACCAUGUGCCACGACGUACAACACACUUCUGGAUGGGCUGCUCAAGGCUGGCCACGUGACAAAUGCAUUCAGGAUGUUCAGGUACCUGCAGAGGGCGGGGCUUCCCGUAGGCAUUGUGACUUACAACACAAUGAUCAACGGGCUGUGCAAGUCAGGCAAGGUGGGCUAUGCCCGCAUGGUCCUUAAGGAGCUGGGGAGGACAGAGCAUGCCCCGAACGCUGUCACGUACACAACAGUUAUGAAGUGCUGCUUUAGGUAUGGCAGGUUUGAGCAAGGGUUGGAGACGUUCUUGUCCCUGCUUGAAGGAGGGUACAUUUCGGAUGCCUUCCCAUACACGACAGUGAUCAGUGCGCUUGUCAAAAAGGGCCGGAUGCAAGAAGCCAAUACCUAUUGUGAGCUCAUGAUACAAAGUGGUUCUACGCUUGACAAUGCAUGCUACAACACUCUGAUUCACCUGCGAUGCCAAGAAGGGAAGAUUAAUGACGCGUUUGAGCUGUUGAACAUGAUGGAAGAAGGUGGUCUAGAGAGCGAUGAGUACACAUUCUCUAUUUUGGUCAAUGGUCUUUGCAAGAUGGGACAAAUCGAGGCUGCUGAGAAGCAGAUAUGGUCCAUGGAGAUGAUGGGCAUGCAAUCAAAUGUGGUAGCAUAUAAUUGCUUGAUUGAUGCGUUAUGCAAAUGUCAUGAGGUUGAUGCAGCCAUAAAAAUUUUGCACAGCAUGAAGCUAAAAGAUGAUUUUUCUUACACAUCACUAGUCCAUGGUCUAUGUAAGGUGGGUAGAUACCAUAUGGCAUCCAAAUUCUUGCGGAUCUGCUUGCAUGAAGGAAACAACGUUCUUGCAUCUGCAAAGCGCGCUGUCAUUUCUGGGCUUCGUAGUGCAGGGUUUAAAAAUGAUUUGAGGAAAGUCCGAUCAGCAUUAUAUAUGGCUAGGCUGUUGCGGUCUUAAUCCAAGGAGAAAAGAUCUGCAAUCUGAUUGCAUGAUCCUGUGAAAUUUACAAGUGUGGAUGAGUAGAUGACCCUUUAUGGAGAUGUAUGAUCACCUAACCACUCGAUCAGUGCAUCAUGCUCCACAGGAAGGAAACCAGAACUGUGUUAGCUCAAGAAAGGAGCUACCCUAAUAAAUCAUUUUCCUGAGGCUUUAUAGUUUGUCGAUGUUAAAGUGCACAACAAGCCAUGUCACUGUCAAGCUUGAAAUGUUUAUUGAACGUCAAUGAACAAGAAAGGCUGAUGCCCACAUGGUCACUAGGAACAGGAUCUGCAUUCAUGACAUUUAGUUUCCAGAUGGUACCAGCCCCAAAUGUGCAGGAAGUGAUUCCUCCAUAACUUCCAUGGUUUAAAACUUCACCUUUCAUUGUAUUAGUUUGAGGUGUUACAAUGAACUCUUGGCGACCAAGUAUCCCAAAUUUCCAACAGAAGAAUUGAGAUGCCCUGGUCAGAUGGACAUACAGUAUGCGGUCACAAAAUGAAGGUGUUGCGGGAUACUACAGAGCAAUCUGAAUGUUAAUAUUUUUUGUUUGGUUCAUCGGUUCUUUUUGAGAGGUUGAGAACUGAACCUUGUUUUUUUGGUCACAACAUUUAUCACUCUGAAGCAAAUUCUAUACCAAUGAAAGACUACACAACAUCUAAUCUCAUAGCCAUGUUGAUAGACAUGCAUGAUGCUGUGAAGUUAUGUAUUUUUGGUCUAAAACUCUGGCAGCCGGCCGAUGAGUGCAAUUAAGUAAAAAAUAGACGUCACCAUAAUGGAGUCAAUCAUUGAUCUUUUGUAUUUGCAUUUGUUUCAUAGAAGCAAUCUAUUGUUCCUCACAAGACAGAAUUUUAUUUUGUACUGUAAGGCUAACCUUCAUUUAUUUGUUCUUCAGAUGGUGGAAUUCUGGAAUCAAUAGUAUGUUUUUGUUUCUUUUGUAGUCCUCUGGCUGGAUUAUUUUCAGGCGUAGUGUGUGGCUGGGUUGUGUUUUUUUUUGUUUAGUGGCACAGAAGUAAUUCUGCUAUUUUGGUGGGUCUGAUCCUCUCUUUACAGGGAGGCUUCUACUUGGGUCAUUUUUCCUUUCUUGUAAAUACAAAGAUAUACAGCUCUAUUGCAAGUUAGGGGUCGUUUGUAUCCCUUAAUUU